Messenger RNA from Plodia interpunctella (Indianmeal moth), 3283 nucleotides. RefSeq names its product Vesicle transport through interaction with t-SNAREs 1a (gene Vti1a). Gene Ontology annotation, biological process: Golgi to vacuole transport; vesicle fusion with Golgi apparatus; intra-Golgi vesicle-mediated transport. Lineage: Eukaryota; Metazoa; Arthropoda; Insecta; Lepidoptera; Pyralidae. Gene Ontology annotation, cellular component: late endosome membrane; SNARE complex; Golgi apparatus. The coding region runs from base 183 to 812 and encodes 209 amino acids. The transcript has 5 exons. The record is from RefSeq and is a predicted model, not a curated record. Gene Ontology annotation, molecular function: SNAP receptor activity; SNARE binding.
AAGUCAUCUGUUAUCAAACUUGUCUCAUUCUCAUAUGAUAUGUUUUGACUUUUUUGAUGAGCUUGAUGAUGAUGACGACAAUACUUUAAACUAAUCCUGAUGUUCUGGUGAUGAUUUGUAUAUUUAAAAAAAUAUAUUUAUAGAUUAUGGGCCAAAUAUAGUGCUGAACAAUUUGGAGUAAAAUGGCUACUUUAGUCCAGUCUUAUGAACAGCAGUAUUCAGUACUAACGGCAGAUAUAACUGCUAAAAUUGGGCGAUUGAAAUCCGGCCACGAAGAAAACCGAGAUCAGCUGUCCAGGGAGAUUCAGGCGAACUUCGAAGAAGCCAAUGAUUUGUUGGAACAACUGGAGUUGGAGUCCCGCGGCGCCGGCGCAGUCUCUCGUCUUGCCGCUUACCGAGCUGAACUCCAGCGUGUCCGGGAGGAGUACCGCUCUGUUCUCAAUAGCUCUGCAACAUACAACAUUGACAAUGACGAAGCCUUCGACGAUUGGGGCAGCAGUGACCAGCGCACCAAGUUGCUGGACAACACGGAGCGCCUGGAGCGGACCGGGAAGAAUCUCACAGAGGGCUACCGGGUCAUCCUGGAGACUGAGCAGAUCGGGGCGGCUGUGCUGCAGGAUCUUAACGCACAGAGGGAGACUAUACAGAGGUCUAGAGGCAGGCUCCGCGAGACAGACGAGCAACUGAAUCGUUCGUCCCGUCUCAUGAGCUCCAUGAUCGCGCGCUCGCUGCAGGACCGGCUCAUCCUGGUUCUGGUGUUGUUCUUCCUAGGGGUGCUGUUGUGUGUCGGCCUGUACUUCUAUGUCACGUAGCCUGCUCAAUGUUGGCGUGGAUGUUCGGAAAUUCGUAAGAUUCAUAAAUAAAAUUAAUAUAUUUCUUUUAUCUAUGGUAAGAAUGCCGAAGACUAAUCAUUAUUUUGGUCCAAUCUUCCAAUCUGACUCUUGUAUAUGUACUAGUUUUCAUAGACCAUCACUUGCUUUCGGGGCGAAGGAAAACAUCGUGCAUAUAAACUGAUUGAAGUUCACUAUUGUGUACAGUACUACCACUUUUAUAAGUUACACCGAUGUACCUGCGCAGAAAUCAAUUUUUUGCAUCUGCGCCAAUCAUAGCAGCCAUUUGGACGCGCGAACUAAACCGUUCGCUAUUGGCUAAUACGUACUACGUACGUGGGCUUUUUAUUAUCGCAAAGGAAAAUCAGCAAUGGACGUGGAAACUUAAAAUUUUGCUAGUACAUUGUUUCAAGAUAGCUACCUAAUGCCCGAGUUAGACGUAAUUGUUGGGAAAUAAUUGAAAAUAGUGAUUGUGGAAGAUCUCAUUUUGACUAUGAGUUGUGAAUAUUAUAAUAUCUAGAGAGUAUUCCUCACAAAUCGAUAUCGAUACUAAUGUUAUAGAAGUAAAAUGUGUUUGUCUUACUUUUACACCGAAAAGAGGCAUAAGAUUAACUAGAGACAUAAUCUGUCAAUAAAGAGAUUUUAAACAAAUAUUUUUUUUAACCAUUGCAACACCAGAUAGUAUGGUCAAGAUUGGUUGAUAAACACCCGGUGUUGCCAACGAAGAAGAUACAGCGCCUAAUUUAUUUUCUCACUUUAUUCACAGAAUGUAGGGUACUUAUUGCCGCAAGCGAAACCGCGGGCAAAGACUCGUAUUGCAACAAAAGAACAAUCAAUACAUGGGGUCCUUUUUGAAGUUAAUAUGUACUUAAGUACUUGUAUGUUAUGUGUAAAGUUGUUUUAAGCCUUGUAUUGUGUGUAUUUCCUUCUGUGUUGUAUGUCCUUCGUAAGCAUAGGGUAGAUGACAAUUUUUUAUUUGGAUGACUAUUCGAAGAUCCUUAUAUUAUUAGAAACAUCAAUGAAAAAAAUACUGUGAUAAUGACAAUACUUUCAAAGAUAUGACAAAAAUAAAAUCACGUAUAUUUAGACUCGUCCAAACGCUCCAUACUCAAUAAUACUCGUAACGCGAUUUAUAUCUUAGUGAAAAAAGCUAUGUUUGUUCGACAGCUACCUUAAAAAUUGCGUGACUUCUUAAUAAAAGUUGUUCCAAAAUUUUAGCUUUUUACGAUGGUUGAGUUUAUUUAUAUAUAAUUUUAUUAAUUUUUAAAAUGGACUUUCCAACCAACUUGAUAUUUUCGUGUAUUGAUCCAGCAGCAUUAUCACAGUCUAUGAAUCACAAUGGUGUUAAAUAUAUCUAUUUUAUCGAGAGCAUACAUAUUUUUUAUAAUUUUCUGACUUUGUCAUCUACCCUAUUAUUUAACAUUCCUGGUCGGUUAUUGAUGAAAAGUUAACACUUAAACUUAUUUUAGUUAAAAGUAUGUGUUGUUGUUUCUUUCUAUUUCUCUUUCUUGACAUGGAAAGAGUGAGACAAAACAUAGUUUAAUUAUAGUCAUAUAAAGAGUAAAAAGCUUAGUAUGAAUAGGAUAGUUAAAAUAGAAACUGUUGAAUAUGUGUAAUAACUAGUUAAUUUUAUACACACCAUAAUAAUAUUAGGAGUCCAAUACACGAAAAAAGUGUAAUGUUAAAAGAAGAAAUAUAAUGACUAAAAUAUAUUAAUUACAUUGAAUUACACACAAUCAUUACACAAGUUCAAAAUGCAGUUUACCUAAAUAUAGAUAUUAGUAUCGUUUGACACAAAACAAAUUUGUAUUUGUAAGUAUUAUCACAUCACAUAUUGGAAUUUAAUUUAAUUAUGAUACAUAUGUGGUACUCGUAUUGAAGAAUUUUGGUUUGUUUUACCGUGCACAUUACGUAAAACCGAGUAAAUAUAAUUCUAUUCAGAAUAUUCAGAAGUAAAGUAUAAUAUUAUUAUUCUAAUCAGAAUUUUAAAUCUAUAGCUUCAUAAAUUCCUACAAAACUUUCUUAUUAAAUAAUGUAUAAGUUACAUGAACAAAAACCUUACGUUUUAUGACACGCAUUAAAAUGCAAUUUCAAAGCAUAAAGUCGCAUUUUUAUAACACGUACACUCGACAGAUCGACUUACUUCAACUUAUUGCAAUUUCGACGUUAUUACCACCACAUUGAAUCUAUGCAAAUACAUCAGGUAACUUUGUAGUUGGCUGUAUAUAACUUGUCACUGAUAGAUAUAAGCGGAAGACCAUACAGAGAUGUUCCACGAGAAAAUGUAUCUUAUGGAGGGAUCUAUAAUUAUAUUGAGCAAGGCAUUAUAAAGUACCUUUUCUCGUGGAACGUCACGUGUUAUUGUAAAUGUAUUGAGACUGUUAUGUAGAUAGGAAAUUAUUAUAGUUUGGAAUAUUUAUUGCUUAAUGUAAGAAUAAACUGUUAUGCUUGCA